UGUAUCCCAAAGGUGGCAAAGAGGAAAAUCAACCCCAUAAUCAGGUGUAUAUGGAACAAUAUGAUUAUGGAUGGGGUAAUCAGAUGUACGGAGGAGCGUUUAAUAACCAAGAGUAUCCCCAAAGUCAGCAAUAUUAUAAUAAGGGGUUUACUAAAAAGGAACAAAUGAAUCCCAUGCAUCCCGGCCCUGGGAUGUAUUAUCCUCAACCAGAAGGGAAUGAGUGGAAUUUCGAAGAUGGACACCAGAUGAAUUCUCAACCUGGAUAUUCAGGGCAAAGAUUUUACCAAGAAGAAAAGUCUUCUGGUAUGCACCCAAUGCCUGAGCCUGCCAAUACUUUCAAUAUACAGGCACAAAAGAGAAAUACUUUCUCUGGAUUCCCAAGCAAGCCAGCCUUCAAACCUCCUCCUCCAGCUGUUGAAGGAGUUGAAAGAUUAUAUUCAGAACCAAAUGAUGGAGAGAUUACUAUUGAAAUUGAGCCCUCCAGUGGUCUUAGGAAGCUAGUCACUGCUAUUGAUAUUUCCUCUCUCUACAAGGAGAAGAGGAACAAUGCUAUCCAGUUAUCAAAGAGAUUUGAAACUUUGUACCAUGAAUAUUUGAUCUCACCACUGUGCCCGGUAAUAAUGGAUGGAAACAGACUAUAUUUCCAGACAGAGGCCCCUGAAAAUGGCUCAAGCUGAUGGAAGGCAUUCUGUAAAAAGAAAUUUACUACACAUGAAAUGUUGGUAAUUUUCAGACAAAUGCUGCAUGUCCUCCACUAUUUGCACUCAAAUGAUAUUAUCCAUCGAGAUGUUCACCCAACAAGAUUCCAUUUAGUGAACGGAAAAGCUAAAUUUAAUUUCAUUGGGAUGCCCUAUAAUUACAAAAAGCUUCUGAAGAAGGAGAACUUCUCAGGCCAUAUCAAUUAUUCUGCUCCUGAGCUAAUUCUGGAACAAAUGAAUUUUAGUGAUAAAGUCGAUAUAUGGUCCCUUGGUUGUUGUCUUUACUUCCUCAUUGUUAAAAAGGAUCCAUUUGAAGGAAAAGACCCAAAGACUAUUAAAGAGAAUAUUCUCAAGUGCAAGAUCGAUUAUAAGAAGGUUCAAAAUGAGCCGAUGCUAGCAACACUUAUUAGAGCUUGCUUAGUGCUUGACGAAAGCCAGAGACCUCAUGCUUUUGAAAUUCUAAAUUAUAUGGAUGAGUUAGAAAAAGAAGUUUAUGGUGAUAUUGUCAGUGAUGAGAAGAGGGAUAGUUCGAUAGAGCUCAAACCUAGCAGCUUUGUAACCAUGAGCCCAAAUACGAGCGGAAGCUUUAAUAAAUCAUUCGAUAAAUCGUUCGACAGAUCCUUUGAUAACUCCUUCAAUUCAAACUCUGAAUCUAGCUUCCAGGAAUAUCCGAAGCAGCUUCAGGACAAAAAUUCAACCAAAAAUCUCAACACAAAGAAGCUAAUGAAACUUUCUUCAAAAUCCAAAGAAUUUACCAAAAAUCUUGACUCUGAAUCUACACCCAAGACUUACUUGAAACCGACAGAGUCCAACUACAUGUUCCAGCCAGGGGGUCAGGCGAAGCGCUUCCCUGCUUUAAAAACAGUUCAUGAAGCUCCUUCCAAAAUCUCCGAGACCGAAGAAGAGCAGCAGGUUAUUCAAGAAGAGAACUUUGUUUUAGCUGAUGACAGCCAAUUGAGCUUUCACACAUUCAAUACGUCCCAUUUAAAAGAUGACAAUUCUUUCAUGAACAGUUCAUUCAAUACUAUGCUGAACCUGAACACUGAGUUGGAAGAAAGCAAAGGAGAUAAAACCAAGCUAAAAGAGGAUCUCAAGCAAAUGAGACUCCCAAAUGGAUAUUUCAAAAUCAGAAUUCUCAUGCCUUUUAAAGGGGAAAUGAUUUGAAAACAACACGUCAUUGAUCUGGAAAGUGUAAAAGUUAUCAAUUCAACAGAGCAAUCUCUGGGUAAAAUUUUUAUGCCUAAGAAGACAUACUUGGAGUAUAUCCUUGACGCUCAGAACAAACAAGAAAAUAAUGAUGACAAAGCAUCUGAGUCUUCUGCUCCAAUUCAAGGGUCAGCAUUGCAGACUCUCAAAGUUCCCUCAAUUAACUCAAGUUUUGAAAAAUCUGGUGAAGUCAAUACCUUCGAUCUAGAGUUUAAAGAUGGUUCUUCUUACAGUGGUCAAAUAAUGAAGCACGGAUAUGGAACCUACAAAGAUUGCAAAGGUAAUGUUUAUGAAGGAAACUGGGAGCAUGAUAAAAAGCAUGGCCAAGGUAAACAAUCCUUUGUGUCUGAUGUCUCCCACGUUCAGAACUCAACUAACGACAGCAUCAACAGCAUUGAAGAUGACUUCUACAGAAGAGGCGGAGUUUAUGAAGGAAAUUUUGACAAUGGCCAAUUCAGUGGAUUUGGAAAAUUCACAUUCUCCGAUAAAAGCUACUACGAAGGAACAUGGAAGCAAGGCAAAAUGGAUGGAAUAGGCACCUUCUACGGCUCAGACGGCUCUGUAUACACAGGAGAGUGGAAGCAGAACAUGAAAAACGGAAAAGGAGUCUACAAAGAUCCUCAGAACAAAGUUCUUGAUGGAAUGUGGGAGAACGAUAAAUUCUUAGAAAAGAAAGACUAGAGUUUGUACUCUCAUGAUUAUACAUUACCGCCUGAUUCCGCAUGUAAACCUUCAUGAUUAAUUAAUCUGAAGUUUCAAUACGAUAAA
Molecule: messenger RNA, 2672 nt
Organism: Moneuplotes crassus
Lineage: Eukaryota; Ciliophora; Spirotrichea; Euplotida; Euplotidae
Source: the annotation of a GenBank genome assembly